GAGCUGGGCUGGCUUCCGUCCUGGUAGCCAAGGCUAAUUCUCCCUCGAGUUCUUGGGAGAUGGGCAUUUGGCGAGAAGGCUGGCGUUAGUGAAGCGCGCCCGGCGUCACGGUGAGUGCGGGUCUUGGGCCCUAGCACCUGUUCUCUGGGAAGUCGUCCGCUGUGAACGAUGAACGCCUUUCCUUCCACCAGCUGCUGGUUACCCCGGAGACAAGCUCUGUCCGCGGAGAGGAGUGGGACAACUCCUAAAGGAAAGAAGCACUUGUAAGGAAAUAUAGCAUCCAUUGUGAAAGUGGAAAAGUAAAGAUAAUUCAUCAUGCCUGCUGUGGCUUCAGUUCCUAAAGAACUCUACCUCAGUUCUUCACUAAAAGACCUUAAUAAGAAGACAGAAGUUAAACCAGAGAAAAUAAGCACUAAGAGUUAUGUGCACAGUGCCCUGAAGAUCUUUAAGACAGCAGAAGAAUGCAGAUUAGAUCGUGAUGAGGAAAGGGCCUAUGUACUAUAUAUGAAAUACGUGACUGUUUAUAAUCUUAUCAAAAAAAGACCUGAUUUCAAGCAACAGCAGGAUUAUUUCCAUUCAAUACUUGGACCUGGAAACAUCAAAAAAGCUGUCGAAGAAGCUGAAAGACUCUCUGAAAGCCUUAAAUUAAGAUAUGAAGAAGCUGAAGUCCGGAAAAAACUUGAGGAAAAAGACAGGCAGGAGGAAGCACAGCGGCUACAACAAAAAAGGCAGGAAACAGGAAGAGAGGAUGGUGGCACAUUGGCUAAAGGCUCUUUGGAGAAUGUUUUGGAUUCCAAAGACAAAACCCAAAAGAGCAAUGGUGAAAAGAAUGAAAAAUGUGAGACCAAAGAGAAAGGAGCAAUCACAGCAAAGGAACUAUACACAAUGAUGACGGAUAAAAACAUCAGCUUGAUUAUAAUGGAUGCUCGAAGAAUGCAGGAUUAUCAGGAUUCCUGUAUUUUACAUUCUCUCAGUGUUCCUGAAGAAGCCAUCAGUCCAGGAGUCACUGCUAGUUGGAUUGAAGCACACCUGCCAGAUGAUUCUAAAGACACAUGGAAGAAGAGGGGGAAUGUGGAGUAUGUGGUACUUCUUGACUGGUUUAGUUCUGCCAAAGAUUUACAGAUUGGAACAACUCUCCGGAGUCUGAAAGAUGCACUUUUCAAGUGGGAAAGUAAAACUGUCCUGCGCAAUGAGCCUUUGGUUUUAGAGGGAGGCUAUGAAAACUGGCUCCUUUGUUAUCCCCAGUAUACAACAAAUGCUAAGGUCACUCCACCCCCACGACGCCAGAAUGAAGAGGUGUCUAUCUCAUUGGAUUUUACUUAUCCCUCAUUGGAAGAAUCAAUUCCUUCUAAACCUGCUGCCCAGACGCCACCUGCAUCUAUAGAAGUAGAUGAAAAUAUAGAAUUGAUAAGUGGUCAAAAUGAGAGAAUGGGACCACUGAAUAUAUCAACUCCAGUUGAACCAGUUGCUGCUUCUAAAUCUGAUGUUUCACCCAUAAUUCAGCCAGUGCCUAGUAUAAAGAAUGUUCCACAGAUUGAUCGUACUAAAAAACCAGCAGUCAAAUUGCCUGAAGAGCAUAGAAUAAAAUCUGAAAGUACAAACCAUGAGCAACAAUCUCCUCAGAGUGGAAAAGUUAUUCCUGAUCGUUCCACCAAGCCAGUAGUUUUUUCUCCAACUCUCAUGUUAACAGAUGAAGAAAAGGCUCGUAUUCAUGCAGAAACUGCUCUUCUAAUGGAAAAAAACAAACAAGAAAAAGAACUUCGGGAAAGGCAGCAAGAGGAACAGAAAGAGAAACUGAGGAAGGAAGAACAAGAACAAAAAGCCAAAAAGAAACAAGAAGCUGAAGAAAAUGAAAUUACAGAGAAGCAACAAAAAGCAAAAGAAGAAAUGGAGAAGAAAGAAAGUGAACAGGCCAAGAAAGAAGAUAAAGAAACCUCAGCAAAGAGGGGCAAAGAAAUAACAGGAGUAAAAAGACAAAGUAAAAGUGAACAUGAAACUUCUGAUGCCAAGAAAUCUGUAGAAGAUAGGGGGAAAAGGUGUCCAACCCCAGAAAUACAGAAAAAGUCAACAGGAGAUGUGCCCCAUACAUCUGUGACAGGGGAUUCAGGUUCAGGCAAGCCAUUUAAGAUUAAAGGACAACCAGAAAGUGGAAUUCUAAGGACAGGAACUUUUAGAGAGGAUACAGACGAUACCGAAAGAAAUAAAGCUCAACGAGAACCUUUGACAAGAGCACGAAGUGAAGAAAUGGGGAGGAUCGUACCAGGACUGCCUUCAGGCUGGGCCAAGUUUCUUGACCCAAUCACUGGAACCUUUCGUUAUUAUCAUUCACCCACCAACACUGUUCAUAUGUACCCACCGGAAAUGGCUCCUUCAUCUGCACCUCCUUCCACCCCUCCAACUCAUAAAGCCAAGCCACAGAUUCCUGCUGAGCGGGAUAGGGAACCUUCCAAACUGAAGCGCUCCUACUCCUCCCCAGAUAUAACCCAGGCUAUUCAAGAGGAAGAGAAGAGGAAGCCAACAGUAACUCCAACAGUUAAUCGGGAAAACAAGCCAACAUGUUAUCCUAAAGCUGAGAUCUCAAGGCUUUCUGCUUCUCAGAUUCGGAACCUCAAUCCUGUUUUUGGAGGUUCUGGACCAGCUCUUACUGGACUUCGUAACUUAGGAAAUACUUGUUAUAUGAACUCAAUAUUGCAGUGCCUAUGUAACGCUCCACAUUUGGCUGAUUAUUUCAACCGAAACUGUUAUCAGGAUGAUAUUAACAGGUCAAAUUUGUUGGGGCAUAAAGGUGAAGUGGCAGAAGAAUUUGGUAUAAUCAUGAAAGCCCUGUGGACAGGACAGUAUAGAUAUAUCAGUCCAAAGGACUUUAAAAUCACCAUUGGGAAGAUCAAUGACCAGUUUGCAGGAUACAGUCAGCAAGAUUCACAAGAAUUGCUUCUGUUCCUAAUGGAUGGUCUCCAUGAAGAUCUAAAUAAAGCUGAUAAUCGGAAGAGAUAUAAAGAAGAAAAUAAUGAUCAUCUCGAUGACUUUAAAGCUGCAGAACAUGCCUGGCAGAAACACAAGCAGCUCAAUGAGUCUAUUAUUGUUGCACUUUUUCAGGGUCAAUUCAAAUCUACAGUACAGUGCCUCACAUGUCACAAAAAGUCUAGGACAUUUGAGGCCUUCAUGUAUUUGUCUCUACCACUAGCAUCCACAAGUAAAUGUACAUUACAGGAUUGCCUUAGAUUAUUUUCCAAAGAAGAAAAACUCACAGAUAACAACAGAUUUUACUGCAGUCAUUGCAGAGCUCGACGGGAUUCUCUAAAAAAGAUAGAAAUCUGGAAGUUACCACCUGUGCUUUUAGUGCAUCUGAAACGUUUUUCCUACGAUGGCAGGUGGAAACAAAAAUUACAGACAUCUGUGGACUUCCCGUUAGAAAAUCUUGACUUGUCACAGUAUGUUAUUGGUCCAAAGAACAAUUUGAAGAAAUAUAAUUUGUUUUCUGUUUCAAAUCACUACGGUGGGCUGGAUGGAGGCCACUACACAGCCUAUUGUAAAAAUGCAGCAAGACAACGGUGGUUUAAGUUUGAUGAUCAUGAAGUUUCUGAUAUCUCCGUUUCUUCUGUGAAAUCUUCAGCAGCUUAUAUCCUCUUUUAUACUUCAUUGGGACCACGAGUAACUGAUGUAGCCACAUAAGGAGACAUAGGUUAUAAACUAGUUAUCUUUUAAAAGGCUCAGCAACACAACUCUUGAAAUGCUUAUCAGGAUAAUGGUAGCUAUAGCUGGCCAUUUAGAGGAAUUCUAGGACAGUGGGAGCUGUGUUACUAGCACUAUAUAAUUCCGGUCAGUGCUGACAAAUAACAUUUAACAAGUAUUGCAGUAAUCAUCACUUACAGGUACCAUUUAUUUCAAAACAACUUUUUUAGUCUGCUCCAAAGUUAAAAUAAUUAACUAGCUAAGCAUUAUUAUUCGACUGGUCUAAAAACUAUUGUUAUCUUUUUUUUUUCCUUUUCACUGUUAUGGCCUUUUCACAUUUCUAAAUCCCAUCUUGAUAUACUAUGAAUACUCUAGAAUGAUGUAAAGCAGAUAGGAAUGUAUGUGUACAUAUUUAUUGCAUACUUGCACAUCAAAUCGAUGUACAUAGUUUAACACGUGGUCCUUUUGUGAAACCUAGAACUCAGAGGAUUGCUUUUUUUCUUUCAGCCUAUUUUGAGUUAACUUCAGUGCUUUCUUAGGGAAAUGACAGGGCAAAGCAAUUUUUCUGUUGGCUUUGGGCUGUAUUUGUGCACUAAAUCUUUAUUCUAAAAAAAAAAAUGGAAACUUUAAUUUUUUUAAAACGAGAAUUUCAUUUACAGCUACAUUAAAAUCUUAAUGAGAAAAAUAAUUUAUAACCCUGUGGGUGUUCUGUCUUUAAUAUUGUAUUAUCAAAUAUAGGACAGUAAAACCAUAGAUUUUAUAUACACACGUGCUAUAUAAUAACACCCAGAGUCAUUCUUUCAAGACUAGUAUUCUCACAUAUUGAGAAUAUUCAUUCUAAAUAUUAAAGUAAAAAUGCCGGGAGUCAGGCAUGAUUGCAAAGUGAACUGCAUUAUAAACUACAUCUUUACAGAGUGAUGUAUUAAGAGGGUUAAAGGAGCUUAUAAUUUAUUUAACCGAGGGACUCAGUUGCUAUAUAUAUAGUCAGUAAAACACUCCAUAUAAAAAUAAGAUUCUAAAAGUGCUUCAGAAAGAGACCACCAUUAGCAGGCUCUCAGGGAGAAGAUGAAAGGAUGGGGUUCAAAUUGUGAAGCUGACAACUUUUCAUGUUUUACAAUUAGUCUAAGAGACCACUUCUUGGCUAAAUUAUUAUAUCAAAUAUAUUCAAAUCAUAUUCUUAAACUCAUCGAGCCAUUUGAACAAAAAUUAUUUUUGUUUAGCUUCAUGAGUAUCUUUGGAAAAUAAUUUGUUGAAUAUAUAUGAUUAUGAGAUAUUUUCUGAUAAACACUGAAUUUUGAAACCUGAACUCACUAUAUAAUUGCAGUGUUUUGAAGGCCUGCAUCCAUUAGCAUUGCAUUAUAUUCACACUGCCUUUUUUAGUGAACCAAGACCCAUCUUCUGGACGACAGAUUUAUCUUAAGAUGAAAGGUUGUAUAACAUGCCCACAAGGCAUAAAAAUGUUAAUGAUGCAAGUAAGUUCUAAGAGUUUAAUGACCAAGCAAAACUCUACCACCAGAUGCUGACUGCUUGUUUUGCAGUGUUCAGGAAACACCAUUUUCCUGGCUCUUAACGCUUUUGUAUUGGUAUGGAAAAGGGCUGGCAGCUAUAGAACAGGAGAUCCAUAGCAUUUUGAACAGAAGUAUCUGGAAUCUCACUGACUCGUGUGUUAUCAAAGCUAUAUCAGGCCUGGGUGACUGAAUUCUUGCAGAAAGCAGUGUAGUGGCCACCAUCCAAAUCACCAAAAUGGUUCUAUGGGAGAAAGGAAUGUCAAACUUAGUAUUCACAUAUGAACACUAACUACUGGAACAGAAAUGAUAGGGCCAAGAGAUGCUUUUUAAAUUGUCCCUUAUUCUAAAUUAAAAGGAAGUGAUAAUUUUGUUGUUAAAUCAUGCAUAUAGCCUGACUGCUAUAUUGCUUCUCAUUUCAUUGUAACUACUUAUAUGUUGUGCCCAUUGACUAUCAUCUGUGAAUAAAGAAAGACAAUAUUUAGCAGCAUCUGAUUAAUGUUUAUCAGUGAACAUUUAGUUAGCACUUAAUAUACAUCAACUAUUAAGCAUUAAAGGAAAUUUUACAAUAAGAAGAUAAUUCAGGCCGGGCACAGUGGCUCACACCUGUAAUCCCAACACUCUGGGAGGCUGAGGCAGGUGGAUUGCUUGAGUCCAGGAGUUCAAGACCAGCCUGGGCAAAAUAGCGAGACUCCAUAUCUUUUAAAGGAAAAAAAAAAAAAAAAAAAAGAUGAGCUAGGCAUAGUGGUGCACACCUGUAGUCCCAGCUACUUGGGAAGUUGGGGUGGGAGGAUCUCUCGAGCCUGAGAGGUCGAGGCUGCAAUGAGCCGUGAUUGUACCACUGCACUCCAGCCUGGGUGACAGAGUGAGACCCUGUCUUAAAAUUGUAAGUUCAUUUACGUAAGAUGGCUUCUUUUUUUUUUUUUUAAAGUUAGGAUAAGCCACAGAAGAGACAUUUAACAUUAGAAUAAGGAUCUUAACUGCAUAUUGCUACAGCACAAAUUGAGGGGGCUAUGUAGCAACAACCCCUCAAUCCCCCAUAGGGUACAAAAAAUAAUGUAUCUCAUUUUCCUUUUUCCAUGUCUUUCCUAACCCAGUAUUGUUUGGAACAAAGGCAUUAGAGAGGUGUACUUCCAAGGAGGUGUUAUGGUGUAUGAUAAGGGUCAGCAAACCACGGCCCGUGGGUCAACUCCAGGCUGUUUUUGUAAGACCCAUGCAUUAGCAACGGGUUUUAAAUUUUUAUAUGGUUGGGGAAAAGAUCCAAGUAAUAAUAGUAUUGUUAUAUGUGAAAAUUUUAUGAAAUUCAAAUGUCAAUGUCCUUAAAGUUUUAUGGGAACACAGUCAUGCUCAUUUGUUUACACUUUUCAGUGGCUGCUUUAAUGAUACAACAGUAAAACUGAAUAGUUGCAGCCAAUACCAUAUGGCUUAUGAGGCCUAAAAUAUUUACUGUUUGGCCUUUAACAGAAUAAGUUUGCUGACCUCUGCUGUAGAGGAAGAAAAUUGAUUAUUUGUUAACUUAUUUUUAAUUUUUUGAGAUGGAGUCUCUCUCUGUUGCCCAGGCUGGAAUGCAGUGGCACGAUCUCGGCUCACUGCAACCUCCGCCUCCCAGGUUCAAGCAAUUCUUCUGCCUCAGCCUUCCAAGUAGCUGGGAGACUACAGGUGCCUGCCACCAUGCCCAGCUAAUUUUUUGUAUUUUUAGUAGAGAUGGGGUUUCACUGUGUUAGCCAGGAUGGUCUCGAUCUCGACCUCGGGAUCCUCCCACUUCGGCCUCCCAAAGUUAUUUAUUUUUAUUUGAGACAGAGUCUUGCUCUGUUGCCCAGGCUGGAGUGCAGUGACGUGAUCUCAGCUCACCACAACCUCUGCUUCCUGGGUUAAAGCUCUUCUCCUGCCUCAGCCUCCCAAGUAACUGGGAUUACAGGCACGCACCACCACACCCAGCUAAUUUUUUGUAUUUUUAGUAGAGAUGGGGUUUCGCCGUGUUGGCCAGGCUGGUCUUGAACUCCUGACCUCAAGUGAUCCACCUGCCUCCACCUCCCAAAGUGCUGGGAUUACAGGCGUGAGCCACUGCACCCAGCCUAUUUAUUUUUAGAAGCAGUUUCUUGCUAUGUUGCCCAGGCUGUACAUGAAUUCCUAGGCACAAGCAGUCCUCUCACUUCAGGCCCCCAAAUAGCUGGGACUACAGGCAUACACCACCAUGUCCAGAAUGAAAAUGGAUCUGACUAGUUAAUUCCAACGUGAAUUCGGGUGUAAUAGUACAUUGUGACCUUAGCGAAAUUAUUUGACCUUUCUGAGCUUUAAUUUCUCAUCUAUUAACAUGGCUUGUUUUGUAUAGCUGUUAUCAAAUAUCUCAUGUAUUGAGGGCUAGUACACAGGAGUUAUUUAUUCAAUAUUCCCUUCAACCUUCGUCUUCCCCACCUCUCUCCUUACAGGUAAUAGAAAUAUCUGAAAUUCACAUUUAAAAGAUCAAGGUUCCGCCAGGCCUGGUGGCUCACGCCUGUAAUCCCAGCACUUUGGGAGGCUGAGGCAGGCGGAUCACUUGAGGUCAGGAGUUUGAGACUAGCCUGGCCAACAUGGUGAAAAUCCAUCUCUUCUAAAAAUAUAAAAAUUAGCUGGGCAUGGUGGCGCAUGCCGGUAAUCCCAGCUACUUGGGAGGCUGAGGCAGAAUCAUUUGAACCUGGGAGAUGGAGGUUGCAGUGAGCUGAGAUCAUGCCAUUGCAUUCCAGCCUGGGCGGAGCCCUAAACAGGAAAUUUAACAACAGUAUGGUGUGUGGUUUAUGCUUUGUGACUGCCUGGGCGUAAAGACAGUCCCUAGUUUCUGUAACCAGUAUGCUCGGGUUUUAAAGGUCACGCAAGGACACUCGAGGUAAAGUCUUAGGCCCCCCUACAAGGUGAGAAGUUGGAUUGAGAUCCACAUACAAAGCCAGGACCUUUAAAGACAUUCACCCUCAAUGGAAGGAUUAAAAAACAAAAUCCACCCUCUAGUGCUUGUGUUAGCUUGGACUCAUGGUACAGAGAAUAAAAGUCAUUCCUGGGAAUUUGUCACCAUAGACCUACCUUUUCACCAGUUUGGGAUUCAAAUUUAUACUACCUGUGUGGUCUGCGAAUCCUGUGAACUUAAUAUGAAAAGUAUUUCUAGGGCAGUUGCCAGAAGGAAACAGAAUUUCUAGAUUGUUGCAUGUUAACUCAGACCUAACAGGAUAUCCACAUAUGAAACCCCAAUGAAGUUGAGAUCACAAUUCAAAAUAAUAGAACAUGCAAGGAAACAAUUUAUCAUAAGAGUCAGAAGGCAAUAAGAUUUAAACCCCCAAGGACUUUAGAUAAUAGAAUUAUUAAGCAGAGGCUACAAAUAAAGUAUAUUUAAAUAUAUUUAGAAGAAGGAAACAAACUUUAGAAACUAAAUAGAAUUUUCAGAAAUGAGAAAUACAACAUAGUUGGCCGUCCAUAUUUACGGGCUCUGCAUCUUCAGAAUCAACUAAUGUGAUGGGAAAGAUUUGAAAAAAUAAUACAACAAUAAAAAUAUACAUAUUUUAAAAUACAGUGUAACAACUAUUUACAUAGUAUUUAUAUUGUAUUAGAUAUUAUAAGUAAUCCAGAGAUGACUUAAAGUAUAUGGGAGGAUGUGCAUAGGUUACAUGCAAAUACUACUCCAGGCCUGGCAUGGUGGCUCACACGUGUAAUCCCAACGUUUUUGGGGGAUGGAGGUGGGCAGACUGCUUGAGCCCAGGAGUUGUAGACCAGCCUGGGCAACAUGGCAAAACCCUGUCUACACAAAAUACAAAAAUUGACCAGGCAUAGUGGCACGUGCCUAUAGUCCCAGCUACUUGGUAGGUUGAGGUGGGAGAAUCACCUGAGCCCAGGAGGUCGAGGCUACAGUGAGCUGUGACUGAGCCACUGCUCUCCAGCCUGGCAACAGAAUGAGACCUUGUCUCAAAAAACAAAAACAAAAAACACCAGAAAAGACACCAUUUUAUAUAGGGCCCUUGAGCAUCUGUGGAUUUUGAUAGUCAAAGGGAUCCUGGAACCAACUCCCUGCAGAUACUGAGGUACAACUGUACUGGAAAUUAACUUAAUGAAGAUAUUAGGACACAGAAAAUGAAUAAACCGGACUGGGCGCGGUGGCUCAUGCCUGUAAUCCUAGCACUUUGGGAGGCUGAGGCGGGUGGACCAUGAGGUCAGGAGUUCAAGACCAACCUGGUACACAUGGUGAAACCCUGUCUCUAUUAAAAAAAACAAAAAAAAUUAGCUGGGCCUGGUGGCGUGCACCUGUAAUCCCAGCUACUUGAGAGGCUGAAGCAGGAGAAUCGCUUGAACCCGGGAGGUGGAGGUUGCAGUGAGCCAAGAUCGUGCCAUUGCACUCCAGUGUGGGUGACAGAGUGAGACUCCAUCUCAAAAAAAAAAAAAAAAGAAUAAACUAUAAAAUGAAGUUGGGGAAAUUAGCAAGAAUGGAGUAGUGAUGGAGAAUACGUGUUAAGAGGCAUGAAAAAUUGAAUGAGAAUAUUCAGCGUAUGUCCUGUAGAAGUUCUAGGAGGAGAGAAUCGAGUAGGGGAGCAAGGCAAUAUUAAAAGUGAUAAUGGCUGAAAAUGAUUAAUGAGACAUGAAUCUUCACAUUUAGGAAAUGCAGCGAGCCAGGGAUAAAUAAAAAUAAUACUGCAGAACAACAGAGACAAAGAGAAAAAGCUUAAAAGCAACCAGAAAGAAAAAGAGAGUUUACCCACAAGAAUCUAACCUGCUGGUAGAAGUUCUCCAUAGCAGCCAUAGAAAUCAGAGACAAUACAGUAGCUUCAAAAUAAUAGAGAAAAAUAACUGUCAAUCUGGAAUUUGAUUUCUAGUUAUCAUCCAAGAAUGAAAGUGAAUUAAAGACUUCUCAAAGACUGAGAGACUUCAGGAUAACAGACCCUCACUGAAAAGCCUACUGAAAUAUAUGCCACAUGAAUUUUAAAAACUCAAUGAAGGAAGAAGUGAUACAUAAUAGACAGUGAUUAACAAAAAAGACUGAUGAAGAUCCGGGCAAAUAUAACCCAAUAUGAACAGUAGAAAACCAUGAUAAUGUCUCCUUUGGAGGCAUAUUAAAAAAUUAAAAACCGGCUGGGCAUGGUGGUUCACACCUGUAAUCCCAGCACUUUGGAAGGCCAAGGCAGGAGGAUCGUUUGAGCCCAGGAGUUUGAGACCAGCCUGGGCAACAUAGUGAGACCUGGUCUCUAAAAAAAAUAAAAAAGUUGGCCAUGCACAGUAGCAUGCCUGUAGUCCCAGCUACUUGGCAGGCAGAGGCAGGAGGAUCCCUUAAGCCCAGAGUUCAAAACUGUAGUGAGCUAUGAUUCAUUGCACUAGUGCACUCCAGUCUGGGCAACAGAGUGAGACCCUGUCUCAAAAACAAAAGAUGCUGAAAACAGUAGUUCAGUGAUCAGAAUUACAGUGUUCUAAGAGCUUUCCAUUUCUUUGGGAGCAGAGUAUAAAGAUCUUGAUUAACUUUAGGCUUUAAGUAUGAAAGCUGUCGUUUUUUAGCAUAAUUACUAAAGAAUCAAAAUGUGUAACUUCCAAAGUUGUAGAGGGAAAAUAAAGAAAGCUUUAUCAGUUUAGUAGCAGCAAGAACAACAGGGGAAAACAACACAGCAGAGGUCCCCAACCCCCCCAGGCUGCCUGUCCCUGACCUGUUCAGGACCUGGCUGCACAGCAGGAAGCGAGCGGCAAACCUACCCUGAGCACCGCCUCCUGUCAGAUCAGCUGCUGCAUUAGAUUCUCACAGCAGCACAAACUCUAUUGUGAACUGCGCAUGUGAGGGAUCUAGGUUGCGUGCUCCUUAUGAGAAUCUACUGCCUGAUUUUCUGAGGUGGAACAGUUUAAUCCCAAAACCAUGCCCGCCCCGGCCCCCAUCCAUGGGAAAAAAACCGCAUCAGUGGAAAAAUUGUCUUCCACAAAAAUCAGUCCCUGGUGCCAACAAGGUUGGGGACUGCCGAAUUAGAAAAAUAAGGCUAACAUAAACACAAAAGAAGAUGACGACAAGUAAAUCCGAAUUUAUUACUAGUUGAAAUAUAUGGGAUGUAGUAAAUUUACCAAAUAUUUACUGGAUUUUAAAUAUCCAGUUCUAGCCAGGCGCGAUGGCUCACGUCUAUAAUCUCAGCACUUGGGGAGGCCGAGGGGGGCGGAUCACGAGGUCAGGAGAUCAAGACUAUCCUGGCCAACACGGUGAAACCUCAUCUCUACAAAAAUACAAAAAAUUAGCCGGGCAUGGUGGCAGGCGCCUAUAGUCCCAGCUACUCCGGAGGCUGAGGCAGGAGAAUGGCAUGAACCCAGGAGGUGAAGCUUGCAGUGAGCCGAGAUCGUGCCACUGCAUUCCAGCCUGGGCGACAGAGCGAGACUUCAUCUCAAAAAAAAAAAAAAAAAAAAAAAAAAAAAAAAAUCCAGUUUUAGGCCAAGUGUGGUGGCUCAUGCCUGUAAUCCCAACACUUUGGGAGGCCAAGGCAGGCGGAUCACCUGAGAUCAGGAGUUCCAGACCACCCUGGCCAACAUGGCAAAACCCGGUCUCUACUAAAAAUACAAAAAUUAGCUGGGUCUGGUGGCACAUGCCAGUAAUCCCAACUACUUGGGAAGCUGAGGCAGGAGAGUUGCUUGAACCUGGGAGGUGGAGGUUGCAGUGAGCCAAGAUCAUGCCACUGCACUCCAGCCUGGGGCACAGAGUGAGACUCUGUCUCUAAAACAAAACAACAACAACAACAAAUCCAGUUCUAUGCACUAUAUAACAUUUAGAACUCAGAAAAGGUGUAUUUCCCUUGAGCAUCAUGUUGGUGCUUAAAAUGUUUCAGAUUUUGGAGCAUUUUGGAUUUUCAGAUUAGGGAUGCUCAACUUGUCGUAGGUAGAUAUGACCAAGAGAAAGCUGAAGUAGCUAUACAUCAGCUAAAAUGGUCCCUAAGAUAGAAUGCAUUGUAAAUGAGUCACUUUAUAAUGAAAAAAGGUUUAAAUCACCCAAAUUGUAUAAUUUGAAACUGCUACCUACCUAACAAAACAGACUUGUUAAAAACAAAUGACAGAACUAUAGGGAAGUUUUGACAAGUCUACCAUCAUAAUGGAAGAUUUCAACUAUUGAUCAAGCAGACAAAAAUAUUAGUAUAGAUACAGCUUUUACAAUAUAUACUUAGAUGAGUAUCUGACUCCUGAAAUAGAAGUGCACUGUCUCAACAAAUGUAAAAGAGUUAGUUUAGGCCAGGCACGGUGGCUCAUGCCUGUAAUCCCAGCACUUUGGGAGGCCAAGGCAGGCGAAUCACGAGGUCAGGAGUUCGAGACCAGCCUGGCCAACAUGGAGAAACCCCGUCUCUACUAAAAAUACAAAAAAUUAGCUGGGCAUGGUGUCGGCUGCCUGUAAUCCCAGCUACUGAGGAGGCUGAAGCAGGAAAAUCGCUUGAAACUGGGCGGCGGAGGUUGCAGUGAGCCGAGAUGGUGCCAGUGCACUCUAGCCCGGGCGACAGUGCAAGACUCUGUCUCAAAAAAAAAAAAAAAAAAAAAAAAAGAUUAGUUUAAUUUAGACCCUAGUCUUUGAACACAAUACAAUUAGCAGUCAAUACAAAAUGAUACCCCCACAAAAAAUCAAUACUUUUGGAAAUUAAAAAAACACUUCUAAGUAACUUUAUAAAUAAAUUAUAAAAGUAAAACACUUAGAAGUAAAUAGUAAUGAAAAUACUAUAUCAAAACAUGGGAUGCACUGAUGUCUGAGAAUGUCUUAAAAAUAAUACGAUGCCAAGAAGAGAGUGGGUCAGUAUUAAGAUGAAUUGAUCAUUUAUUUUAUAUUCAAAUAUCUUGCUUCAGCAAGCUAGUUGAUGGAUGCAUGGCGGUUUGUUAUGCUGUCCAAUUUUGUAUAUGUUUGAAAUAUUCUAUAAUAAAAAAAGGCAGAGAAAGUGGGAGAUAGACAUUUGUAGUUUUAAAUACUUAUAUCUUAAAGGAUAGACUGAGUGUUAAUACACUGGACACUCAGUUUAAAACAUUAAAACAUAACAGAAUAAACCCUAAAAGAGUAGAGGGAAGAGAUAACACUGUAAGAGGAAUAACCCAUAAAGCAGAAAACAAAGAUGUAAUACAGAAGAUUUAAAAAAAGGUAAAAGUUGGUGUUUUAAGACAAAAUAAUUUGGAUGUUAGCCUGCCACAGUGGUUCAUGCCUAUAAUCCCUGCACUUUGGGAGGCCAAGGCAGAUGGAUCGCCUGAGUCCAGGAGUUUGAAACCAGCUUGGGCAACAUGGCAAAACCCCGUCUCUAUAAAAAAAAAAAGAGUACAGGCCAGGCGCGGUGGCUCACGCCUGUAAUCCCAGCACUUUGGGAGGCCGAGGCGGGCGGAUCACGAGGUCAGGAGAUUGAGACCAUCCUGGCUAACACGGUGAAACCCCAUCUCUAUUAAAAAUACAAAAAAUUACCUGGGCACGGUGGCGGGCGCCUGUAGUCCCAGCUACUUGGGAGGCUGAGGCAGGAGAAUGGCGUGAACCCGGGGUCGGAGCUUGCAGUGAGCCAAGAUCGCGCCACUGUGCUCCAGCCUGGGCGACAGAGCGAGACUCCGUCACAAAAAAAAAAAAAAAAAAAAAAAAAAAAAUUACAAAAUUAGCUGGACAUGGUGUUGUGCCUGUAGUUCCAUCUACUUGGGAGGCUGAGGUGGGAGGAUGGCUCGAGCCUGGGAGGCAGAGGUUGCAGUGAGCCAAGAUCACACCACUGCACUCCAGCCUGGGAGACAGAGUGAGACCCUCUCUCAAAAAUAGUAACUUGGACGUCAAUAGUAAGAUUUAGAGAAUAAGAGACAAGGCGGCCGGGCGCGGUGGCUCAUGUAAUCCCAGCACUUUGGAAGGCUGAGGCAGGCGGAUCACCAGGUCAGGAAAUUGAGACUAUCCUGGCUAACACGGUGAAACACCGUCUCUACUAAAAAUACAAAAAAUUAGCCGGGCAUGGUGGCGGGCGCCUGUAGUCCCAAGCUACUCAGGAGGCUGAGACAGGAGAAUGACUUGAACCCGGGAGGCGGAGCUUGCCGUGAGCUGAGAUCGUGCCAUUGCACUCCAGCCUGGGCGACAGAGCGAGACUGCGUCUCAAAAAAUAAAAUAAAAUAAAAUAAAAUAAAAAAGAGACAAGUCAACGAUAAAAUUAAAAAUGAAAAAACAUGUAAUAGCUACAGAUCCUGAAUAAAUUUAUUGUUAAUACCCUAAAAACUUUAUGCCAGCCAACUGAGACCUUAGAUGAAAUAGACAAAUAUCUGGAGAAUAAGUUACCAAAAUGACUGAAGAGAAAUACAUGGCUCACACCUAUAUUUUUUACAGAAAUUGACAAGGGCCAGGAAUAAUCGAAAUACUACUGAAAAAUAAGAAUAAAGUUGUGAUGGUAAUGACUUAGGGAAUAAUGAUGGUUCUUGCUCUGCCAGAUAUCAAUGUUUAUUUCAAAGCUAUAGCUAUAAUUAAUAUUCAUAAGCUAAAUUAAGAAUUAAUUCAAUAUUAAUUUAAUAAAUUUAAUAUUUUAUAGCUAUAAUUAAUACAGUACGGAAUUAGCCCAAAUGUGAACAAAUUGACCAACAGACACACACAGCAUAGGAAAACCAGCAUUAUAUGUUACUGAGGAAAAGAAGAGGCUGAGACAUUUGGUUAUUCAUAUGCAGAAAAAUGAAAUUGAAUCCCUAAUUUAUACUACAUUUUUGUCAGAAGUGCAAAACAAUUUAAAUGUUUGGAAGAUAUGUAGGUAAAUAUCUUUGUAAUUCCAGGGUUGGAAAGGAUUUCUUAAAUGAGACACAGAAAAGGACUAACUAGAAAAGAUUGAUGUUCCAACCAAAUUAAAACUUGAUUGUCAGCAAUUACAAUAAGAUACAACAACCAAAUGCAGUUUGUGAAUUUUGGAUGGAUUCUGGUCUUUGAAAAAAAAUGCUACUAAAAAAAAAAACCUUGUGACAAUUGAUAUUUGAAUAUGAAUCUAUGAAUAUGAGUGAUGGAAUUUUAAAUUUUCUUACAUAUAAUUCUGCUAUUGUGGGUAUGUAGAAGAAUGUGGUUAAGGGAUUAUUUUGAUCUAUGAAGUGUCACGAUACAAGAUUUAAAUCAGCAAAAAGUUAGAUAUACGUGUGUAUAGAUGUGCACAUAUAUAUGUAUAGAGAGUGAAAGUAAUAAAAGUGUAUACACUGCUAAAUGUUAAUAACUGAAUCUAGCUGAAAUGUACACCAAUGUACACCAAUGUUUUGUUUUUUGGUUUUUUUUUUAGAGAUGGAGUCUCGCUCUGUCUCCCAGGCUGGAGUGCAGUGGCGCUAUCUCGGCUCACUGCAAGCUCCGCCUCCUGGGUUCACGCCAUUCUCCUGCCUCAGCCUCCUGAGUAGCUGGGACUACAGGCGCCCGCCACCAUGCCCGGCUAAUUUUUUUUGUAUUUUUAGUAGAGACGGGGUUUCACCGUGUUAGCCAGGAUGGUCUCGAUCUCCUGACCUCGUGAUCCGCCUGCCUUGGCCUCCCAAAGUGCUGGGAUUACAGGCGUCAGCCACCGUGCCCGGCCGAUGUACACCAAUGUUCUCUGUACAAUUCUUUCAGAUUUUCUGAAUGUUUGCAAAGUUUUAUUUUAAAAACUGGAGAGAGAGCACUUGAAAAGAUGCUCAACAUCAUUAGUCAUUAGGAAAAUGCAACUCAAAACCAUGACAUACCAGUUCAUACCUACUUUGUAUGGGAUAGAAUAAAAAAUGAGAGGCAGUAACAAGUUCGGUUGAGGAUGUGGGGAAACUGGAACCUUAGUUCCAGUUGCUGGUGGGAACGUAAAAUGCUGCUGCCACUUUGGAAAACAAUUUGGCAGUUCCUCAAAAAAUUAACCAGAGUUACCAUAUGACCCAGAAAUUUCACACUUAGGUAUAUACCCAACAGAAAUGAAAACAUGUUUACAGAAAAUCCUGUACAUAAAUGUUCAUAGCAGCAUUACUGAUGACAGCCAAAAGUGGAAACAAGCCAAAUGUCCAUCACUGGAUGGAUUAAGGAAAUGUGGUAUAUCCUAUACAAUGGAAUAUUAUUUGGCAAUAAAAAGGAAUGAAGUACAGAUACAUGCUAUGACAUGAAUGAAACUUGAAAACAUUAUGCUGAAUAAAAGAAAAUAAAAACAGAAGGUCAUAUAUUCUAUGAUUCUGUUUAUUAAAAUACCCAGAAUAGGCCAGGCACUGUGGCUCACGCCUGUAAUCCCAGCACCUGGGGGAGCCGAGGCAGGUGGAUCACUUGACGUCUGGAGUUUGAGACCAGCCUGGGCAAUAUAGCAAAACCCCAUCUCAACCAAAAUACACAAAAAUUAUUGGGGCAUGGUGGUGCACACCUGUGGUCCCAGCUACUCGAGGGAGGGAGGAGGGAAGAUCACUUGAGCCAGGGAGGUUGAGGCUGCAGUGAGCUGAGAUUGCACCAUUGCACUCCAGCCUGAGCAAGAGUGAGAUAUUGUCUCAAAAAAUAAAAUAAAUAAAAUUUUAAAAAUACGCAGAAUAGGCACAUCUAUAGAAAUAUAUAAAGUAGAGGCCAGGAGAAGUGGUUCAUGCCUGUAAUCCGAGCACUUUGGGAGGCCAAGGUGGGUGCGCCACUUGAGGUCAGGAGUUCAAGACCAGCCUGGUCAACAUGGUGAAACCCCACCUCUACUAAAAAUACAAAAAUACACCUGUAGUCCCAGCUACUCGGGAGGCUGAGUUACGAGAAUCCCUUGAACCUGGGAGGCGGAAGUUGCAGUGAGCUGAAAUCAUGCCACUGCACUCCAGCCUGGGCAACAGAGCAAGACUCUGUUAAAAAAAAAAAAAAUAGCGAGAGAUCGAGAGAGAGUGCACGUGAGAAGACUAGUAGUUGCUAUGGACUGGGGGAGAAGGAACGGGUUACAGGGUUUCUUUUGGGGAUAACGAAAAUGUUCUAAAACUGGACUGUGGUGAUAACUGCACAACUCUGUGAAUGUACUAAAAACUACUGAACUGGCCAGGCACAGUGGCUCACACCUGUAAUCCCAGCACUUUGGGAGGCCCUGAGAUGGGCAGAUCACUUGAGGUCAGGAGUUCCAGACCAGUCUGGCCAACAUGGUGAAACCACAUCUCUACUAAAAAUAUUUUUAAAAAUUAGCCAGGCAUGGUGGUGCACCUGUAAUCCCAGCUACUUGGGAGGCUGGGGCAUGAGAAUCAUUUGAAACCAGGGGGUGGAGGUUGCAGUGAGCCGAGAUCACACCACCGCACUCCAGCCUGGGCGACAGAGCCAGACUCUGUCUCAAAAACAAACAAAACAAAAACAACAAAAAACACAACUGAACACAUUUAAGGUGAAUUCUGUGGUAUGUGAACUAUCUCUAAGAACUUCUUUUUAUUUAAGUUGGGAAACAAAAAGAUCAUGUACAACAAACCAAAAACAAAAAAGUUAUUUCUAACCCAUGUAACAUAUAACAAGGAUCUAGAACAUGUAAAUGACUCUUUCCAAUCAAUAAGAAGAAAAAUAACCCAGUUUGUAAAAAAUGUGCAAAAGACAAAUAUUUCAUACAAUAGGAAAAACUAAAAUGAGAUAAUUUUGUAUCCAUUAGAUGGCAAAAAUUAAGAAGUCUGAUGAUCCUGGUAGGGGUAUGUAUUGGUAUAAUCACUUGUAGAAAGUUAAAUAUGCACAUACUUUAUGAUCUAAGUGACCUCACUCCUAAGUAUAUACAUGAGAGAAACUCUUAUGCACAUAUAUAUGCAGGAAUGUCUGCAUAAUGUUGUUCAUGCCAGCAAAAAUUUGGAAACAAUGAAAUAUCAAUAGGAAAAUGGAUAAUUUAUGAUAUAUUCACACAAUAUACAUCAUAGGCUAGUGAAAUUAUAACCACAUGCAACAAUAUGGAUAUAUCUUUAAAAUAUUUAAUGAAAAAGUAUGCUUGGCGCGGUAGCUCACACCUGUAAUCCCAGCACUUUGGGAGGAUGAGGGAGGUGGAUCACCUGAGGUCAUGAGUUCGAGACAAGAGCGAAACUGUCUAAAAAAAAAAAAAAAAAAAAGAGUGAAGAAUCAAGCCACAGAAGGUAAUUUAAAAAUGUACACUCAAGAUUUAAAAAGAACUACAAUUCCAUAAGAAAAAGGCAGGCCACAGAAUAGGAAAAAGAAUAAAAGACUUGUUUAGGCAUUUCACAAAAGAAAGUAUACAAAUUUAAGUAGUUAUUUAAACCACAAUGCCAUUCUACUAUAUGGGCAACCAGAAGGGCCAAAACAAAACGAACAAAAGACUACCAAGUGUUAACAAGGAUUUAAGGCAACUGAAACUUCCAGUCAUUGCUGGUGGGGGUAUGAAUUGGUACAGUCGCUUUGGAAAGCUACUGAGCAGUAUGUACUAAAGCCAGACAUAUGCGUAUUUCUGAACCAGGAGUUUCACUCCUAGGUAUGUACUCAAAAGAACUGUGUACACUAUGUUCACCAAAAAACAAGAAUGUUUAUAGCAACCCUCUUUGCAUUAGUCAAAAGCUAGUAAUUACCCAAAAGUUCCUGAAUGGUAGAAUGAAUUACUAAAUUGUAGUAUUUUCAUACAAUGGAAUACUAUACAGCAAUGAGAAUGAAUAAAUUACAAUAUAAACAACAAUAUGGAUGAACAUUACAUAAUUUUGAAUGAAAGGAGCCAGACACAAAAAAAGGAUAUACUGUACAAUUCCAUUUAUACGAAGCAUAAAAUCAGGCAAAAAUCUAUAAAUCUGUCCUGCCAGAAGUCAGUGGUUUUCCAGACUCGAAGGCAGGUACAAGCACAGUUAGGGUGCUGGUAACAUUCUGUUUAAACUCUGUUCUGCUGGUUACAUGGGUAUGUUCACUUGAAAAUCCAUCAAGUUUUAUCCUCAUGGUUUGUGUACUUUUCUGUAUAUAUGUUUCACUUCAAUAAAGUUUAUUUUUGGUCAA
Messenger RNA from Homo sapiens (human), 19005 nucleotides. It is a transcript of the gene USP8, whose product is annotated as ubiquitin specific peptidase 8. Gene Ontology annotation, cellular component: early endosome; cytosol; endosome membrane. Gene Ontology annotation, biological process: cellular response to nerve growth factor stimulus; protein deubiquitination; cellular response to dexamethasone stimulus. Gene Ontology annotation, molecular function: cysteine-type deubiquitinase activity. NCBI's taxonomy places the organism in Eukaryota, Metazoa, Chordata, Mammalia, Primates, Hominidae. Bases 316 to 3672 code for a protein of 1118 amino acids. The transcript is spliced from 20 exons. The record is from RefSeq and is marked reviewed.